Molecule: messenger RNA, 306 nt
Organism: Striga asiatica
Lineage: Eukaryota; Viridiplantae; Streptophyta; Magnoliopsida; Lamiales; Orobanchaceae
Source: the annotation of a GenBank genome assembly
CUGUUCGCUACUGCCCGCGGCUGGCCCCCGGCGAGGCUGGCGAACGUCGACGGCUAUGGGUUGAUGCGAUUGCGGUCGUUGGACAAUCAUUGCAACGAGGCCUGCUACUCGUCCAUACGGGUUGCUGAGACGUCAGCGAGAAGGAAGACUCGCGACCUGGUGUCGGAGAUGCUAGGGUGGCUCGGUAGUGGUUCUCGCGAGUUCUCGUCGACGGUAGAGGUGAAGGUUGCUCGUCGCUCGAACGCAGGCAGGGGUUCAGUGGCUCGGAUGAGACAUCGGUGGCUGACGGGGUCCUUCAGGCUUUGA